CACCAUCUGCAUGGUAAUGGACUUCGCGGAAAAUUUUACCUGCAUGUAUCAACAGGAAGUGCAGGCGGCCCACUGGCACCAUGAGCUCGUGACAGUGCACCCUACCGUUACAUACUACAGAUGUCCAGUCUGCCAAGAUACAACAACCGAGUCCCUGGUCUUUAUCAGCAGUGAUAAAAAACAUGACUACCAUGCCGUCCAGUGCUUCACAAUUAAAGCCCUACAACACCUCAGGGAGAAACGAGGCCUGACCGUCGGUCACAUCGUUCAGUGGACAGAUGGCUGUGGUUCACAGUACAAGAGUCGAGGCCCAUUCUCCGACAUCUCCAGAGCCGUGGUUGACCUUGAUGCCACUCUAGAGCGCCACUUCUUUGGAUCAAGACACGGGAAAGGCCCCUCGGAUGGGGAGAGUGCUGUGGUCAAGCACCAUGCUGCCUCUGCUGUUGCCGCUGGCAGUGUCAUUAUAGCUUCAGCUGAAGACCUCUUCAGUUACUGUUCAAAUUCAGCCCUCAAUAAACAACCCCCGAGUGAAGGGUGCAUCCACUUCUUGCGCUCCUUCUUUUGGGUUGGGGAAAGAGAUGUCAAAAGAGACCGAAUGGACAGGGAUGUGAAGACAGUUCCUGGAACACGCUCCUUCCACUCCGUUAAGUCUGUUGAAAAGAACAUAAUCCUGACAAGGGAGCUGACUUGUUGUUGCCUAGCAUGCCAGACUGGUGAUAGGGACUGCAUUUCCACAGCAACAGCUGGACCCUGGUCAUCCCAUGUCCUGCGACCGGAUAGCCACCAGCAGCCUACUCAACCUGCUGAUGCUGAUGAUGUUCAGUCUUCGGGUCCAUCUGCAGUAACUGAAGUACAGUUUUCACGGUUGAGUUCUUCAGUGGGUGAUGAUGUGCAACUUGCGACUGCUGCUAUUCCUUCUCUUGAUACAAUUGAAAAGGACCAGGCUUCCAGUGAAGUUCCCCAAGAUGCUUCUGCAGCCAGAUUUCAGUAUGGCAGCUGGGUGAAUGUGAAAUUUGGUACAGAAGGAAGCAAGCAGCAGGCCAAAUUUUAUAAUGGAAUGGUCCUCCAGAUUGAUGGCAGGGACAUACAGGUGACCUUCUUACGGAACAGAGGGUCAUUUUACAGCUUUCCUGUCAGUGAGGACAUUGCCUGGGUCUCAGCAGAGAAUGUGGAAUGCAUCACACCACCUACCAUCAACUCCCGUGGCCAGCAUUUUUUCCCCUGAUAUCUGAUGUCUGCUUUUUAAUUCCAAUGACUGUGGUUUCGUGUCCACGUAACAACCAUAACACAAUUUACUUCAUUAAUUAUAGCUAAAAGCAUAUUCAAACAAAUACAAUGAUUAUCUUUUGUUAAAAUAGGAGUGGUAUAGCUUGUAAAAGGACCCAAAUAUAUAUCUGCUUGGAUUAAAAAAUUGGAUAGCAGAAAUGUCAAAUGUCUAUCGGUUGCUGGCGCUAAAGCGCUGGACACAAAACUAAGCUACUUAGAUCAUGUCCAUUGAGAUAUUUUAUUGCAAUUGUUAAAUGCACACCAUUUAAUAAGCCAAUGAACACAGCUGAUGUAAUAAAUAAUGAUUUAACAAUUAGUGUUGCUCUUUUGUAUAUACUGUUUGGUGUCCAUGUAACAACCGUAAUAUUGCGCUAGUCACUACAUACUAUGAACCCUAGUAAAAAAGUGACUGGGUCAACUAUCAUUUUCUCUCUCAAAAUAUGUUCUUGGAAGGCCAUGGUUUUAAUCAUAUAUAUUUAUGGGCCCUUUGUAAAAA
This is a messenger RNA of Gigantopelta aegis, 1762 nucleotides long. RefSeq lists its product as uncharacterized. The record is from RefSeq and is a predicted model, not a curated record. Bases 11 to 1225 code for a protein of 404 amino acids. Lineage: Eukaryota; Metazoa; Mollusca; Gastropoda; Neomphalida; Peltospiridae. The transcript is spliced from 4 exons.